AACGACAAACGCUCUCCAGGAAAAAUGUUCAACAUUGACGCCGAAAGUUACUUUGUGGACAAUUGCUCAAUCAGUGACUUUGAGAUGCAUCCCUGCCUUGACCUAAACCUAGACGCAGUUCCCUUAGCUGGAACAAGGACCUCCGAGAAAUCAAAGAGAGCCCGCACUGCAUUCACCAGUCAUCAGCUCAUUGAACUUGAAAGGGAGUUCCAUUUAAAUAAAUACUUGGCCCGGACGAGGCGAAUCGAGAUUUCUCAACGUUUGGGACUUACUGAAAGGCAGGUUAAGAUCUGGUUCCAAAAUCGUCGGAUGAAGCUCAAGAAGUUGGCCAAUAAGAAAGCUAUCAAUGAGCCUCUGACCUCUUCUAAUUCCACUACUUUCCAAUCAAGUGAAGAUCUUCUGGAGAACGAACAGAUUGUAGAGCGCCUCCUCCAAUAUGCAAGCACAAAUAUGGAAACCCAUCACCUGCCGCAGAAUGCUCCCUUUAUCAAAGAAGAGGGACUUAUCACACCACCCUACCAAGCCUACGACUACCUCAAUGACUUCUGUCCCGCUCCAAUGGAUCUUCCCCAGAUGGCUUUUAAUGAGUUAGAUUCCAAUUUGGCGAGUUGUUGGUCGGAUCUUGAGGCCACUAUUCCUUCAACAGGAUAUGUUAUAGAGCCAAACUCAGGUAGCUACACUUGCACCCCGAAUCAACCAAUGGUACCGAACUUCUGCUGGGACUCUAAUAGUUCUGCUUCUGGUUCCCCAUCAUCGGAAGAUAUCCUGGAUGUUGGCUAUGACUUUAUUCAAAAUUUAUUGGACUUUUGCGCGUAA
Molecule: messenger RNA, 816 nt
Organism: Drosophila biarmipes
Lineage: Eukaryota; Metazoa; Arthropoda; Insecta; Diptera; Drosophilidae
Product: protein zerknuellt 2
Exons: 2
Coding region: 25-816 (263 amino acids)
Biological process (GO): regulation of transcription by RNA polymerase II
Cellular component (GO): nucleus
Molecular function (GO): RNA polymerase II cis-regulatory region sequence-specific DNA binding; DNA-binding transcription factor activity, RNA polymerase II-specific
Source: RefSeq, a predicted model, not a curated record